Messenger RNA from Fusarium vanettenii 77-13-4, 615 nucleotides. RefSeq lists its product as uncharacterized. The record is from RefSeq and is a predicted model, not a curated record. The coding region runs from base 1 to 615 and encodes 204 amino acids. Lineage: Eukaryota; Fungi; Ascomycota; Sordariomycetes; Hypocreales; Nectriaceae. The transcript has 3 exons.
AUGGGGACACUAUCGCUUCUUCUGGUUUUACUGAGUGGGAUCUUAGCCCUUGAGAAUGGUAAUGUUAAUGGAGGUGUUGCGUUGGCUCAAAUGCCAGCUUGCGCACGACGUUACCACGCAGAGUUCAAGAACGGAAUUACCCAACGUUUUGGCUCGAGUCCUGGUCGAAAAGGCUUUGAUACAAACGACGAUGAUAUCGAUGUAAAAGUUGGCGCUAAGAUUAACAUCGCUGCCGACACCAAGACGAACGCCUACACCAACGCCGAAAUCAUCGACGAGUUCAACCAGCUCAUCGGAAACACGUCCACAGGAACGCAAAAGUCGACCCCAAGCCCGACCCAAGCUAGAACCCCAGUUCCAAACAGCAAUCAGUCAGGCGAGGGGCUCAUCACAGGCGCCAAGGCGGGCAUUGGUGUUGGUGUAUCCUUUGGCGUUGUCGGAAUGGCCUGUCUUGUGGCAACUCUGUGGCUCAGGGCACGAGAGAAGACCCCUCCUGUCACACCUAGGCAAGAGAUUCAGGAUGUUGGCAAGAAUGGGUUGUCGCCUCCAACGGUUCAGCCAUUGCAAGUAUCGGAGAUUGAUGGACGUGAGGCUCCACGGGAACUACCUGCUUGA